Molecule: messenger RNA, 2157 nt
Organism: Penicillium subrubescens
Lineage: Eukaryota; Fungi; Ascomycota; Eurotiomycetes; Eurotiales; Aspergillaceae
Exons: 1
Coding region: 1-2157 (718 amino acids)
Source: RefSeq, a predicted model, not a curated record
AUGUCCUCAUUCUCAGAUAAUCAGCAACCAUCUUCAUCUCAGUUCUACCCACCACAGUCAGCACAGCCAUAUAAUUCAAUAUUUGGCGGUCCAAGCAGCGAUGUUGAUACACCACCAUCUUCUCUGCCGGAGCCACUUCGGAGGUCUCGAAGAUCUCUAUUCGGCGGCCAGAGCGGACUUGAUGUUAUUCCAGAGCAGGGAAAUCUCUCCAGCUCCAUGGAUGUGGGUAAGAUCGAGGGAGAAGAAGAAGAAGAUGAAUUUGACGUAAUUAUGCGGGAGAGGCCGCUGGACGCCUAUUACGGGUCUGUCGGAGACAGCUUUCGAGGAAGUGAUGAAGCCAAAGACGAAGAUGAUGACGAUAGUGAGCCCGAAUCAGAUACCGGCCCUCAGUGGAAGGGCAAACAACCGAUGUUGCCCUCUUCGCCCGUGGAGACACGACCUCCGCCAAUGGCCACGACAUACGUACUUGAUCGCGGCCUUGAUCUGCCAGCUGGUGCGGAACGUCCAAAUCGCUGGACUGGAGCCCCUUCCACGUACAGGCGACUUACUACCGACGAAAGGGGAGCCUACGAAGCAGUGGUCACAAGUCGAGCUAGAGACCUUGCAGCUCACCUUUACAGCGCUUAUACAAUUCGCACUCAGCGUAAUCAAGCCCGAGGCACGUCUCAGAAUCGUCAAGAGGCUGAUGCACAGGAGCGAAUCUUCCCUCCUCGGCGCUGGGUCGCAUGGCCGAGGCCUGCUACUUAUGUGCCACGCCCUGACGAGACUAUUCACCGACAAUUGGAUGGACCCGGUACGAUACGAAUGCCACCUGAUUUACGUCCCAGCUCGGACCUGGAAGAGUCUAUUAUUGCAAAUAUGAUGAAGCAUGCCAAGCAAACAUUCAUGGCACGUGAAUGGGAUCUGGAAGAGGUGAGGGUUAAACGUGUGAGGAGAGAAGGUGACCCCGAAGACAUGAAAGAUGAAGACAUGAAGGAUUUCGAGGACGAGAAGGAUGAAGAUCCCAAACCAGAUGCAGUAUCGCUUCAACCAGUGGUCCAAGCCGAUGACGGUACAUCCAGACAACAGCUUCGUCCGCUAUCCCGUAAUAUUAUCACUCAAGUGGACCGCCUUUUGAUGGGAUUACACCAUUCUGUGAAGACCCGCUUUCACGAUGACGACUCCGGUAGUGACUCCGAAGGCGAAAUGGACGAUACAGACUACAACGAGACAUCCCGAUCGCGAUCUCGACCGACGAGUGGGAGCAGAAGCCGGUCACGAGGCCGUAAACGGGCCCGCCGGCAAUCAACUCACUCGCGGACGUCUAGUCAUCGCUCUAGAAGUAUUCGAUCAUCUACUGCCCCCAGCACUCAGGAUGGAAGUGUGCGCAAUACUUCGCGAUCUCGUGGAAGAUCCCGUACCUCUCGAGGCAGUGGUGAUUCCACGAUGAAAUACAGACUUGGUCUUCGUGACUGGAGCGAGGUCAUGGGCAUUGCUGCUAUGAUGGGUCUCCCAAAUGCUGCGGUGAUGCGUGCCUCCAAGCGAUGUGCCGACCUCUUUGAAGAAGACAUGACGUUCCGUACCUUCCACGAAGGCCGAUUCAAGAAGAUCUCACGCCCAGAGGAAAGAUCUCGGUCUCAGUGGGAAUGGGAGUACCGUGAAAGUGCAUCCGACGCCGAAGUCAUCCCCGAGUCCGAGCCGGCAAGUCCACCACCAGGUCCUAGUACAGGCCCAGGUCUAUCCCCGCGUAAACGCAAAUCUCAACCCAGGGUGCGGUCCCGGUCGCAAUCACAAUCACGGCGACAGCGCUCAACUUCAGUGGCGGCUCCGGCAGCUUCGAAUGUUGCAAUCGUGAUACCAAGCUCUGCUCCUGCUCCUGCUCAUGCUCCUGCUCCUACUCCCGUUCUCGAGAAUCAAAUUGAUCCUGAGAGCCAACCCCCACCCCCACCACCUCAAGCCUCACAAGUGCCUCAAGUGCCUAAAGGCAAGGGCGAUCACCGUAAAACAGAUAUUGUCUGCCCGAUCAAACGAUGCUCUCGGCAUAGGAAUGGCUUCUCACGAACAUGGAAUCUCAACUUGCAUAUGAAACGGGUACAUCCAGGGUAUACGCCUGGAGAUCGUGAGCGAUCUCGGUCCCAAAGCACGCCCGGAGGUGUUGAAUUAAUUGAGAUCGACUAG